Sceloporus undulatus (fence lizard) is the source of this 1266-nucleotide messenger RNA. It is a transcript of the gene SPMIP7, whose product is annotated as spermatogenesis associated 48. The transcript is spliced from 9 exons. Lineage: Eukaryota; Metazoa; Chordata; Lepidosauria; Squamata; Phrynosomatidae. The record is from RefSeq and is a predicted model, not a curated record. The coding region runs from base 1 to 1266 and encodes 421 amino acids.
AUGGCUUCUCAGGUCACUGCAAAACAGUUCAGUCCUCUUCCAAUGGAUUCACUUCACAAGAUGCAUCAACAACAGUAUGAAGGUCUGCUAAAGAGAAUGUACAUGCCAUUUGUGAGGGGACCAGAAAAUAGACAUUUAUUUCCCAGUUUCGGCAACAAGUACAGCGGUGCUUUUCUAAAAUCUAGUCCUAUUAUACCUCCUGAAGAUAAAAGCUACCUCUUAGCUCCACACCGAGAUGAUGUGUCAGUAAUUAACCCUUGCUCAGGAUUUUUGAGCCCAAGAGCUGUAGCUGAAAUAAAAGCAUAUCAGCAAAUCCCAUAUGGAGAAAACAUUGAAAUACAGACAAGUGACAAAGAUGUGCAGUCACAACAGGGGACACCUGUCCCACACUGGACAGGCCAGAUUACCAAGAGAAGAUCCUCAUUACUAUUAGAAGAUGUAAGCCAGGACCAACAAUGGAACACUAGAGCUGUCCCAGAUAUUUCUUUCAGGGCCAAAAUUGGAGGAAGAACAAGUCCAGUAAAAGUGAUACCUGGUCCACCAAGAAAGACAGAAUAUUUCUCAUCUCAUCUAUUUGCAUUUCAUCUGGACCCAGAGAUUAAGUCAAAAGAUUCUUCUUCUGAAGCCUGCAGAGAUGAGAAAGCCCGGAAAUAUAUGUACACCUCAACAACCCAAAGAGGAUAUGAAGAAGUUCCUUGGGACAGAAUAUUACUGCCAAAAAUCAGGCCUCCAGAUUCAGUGCUAGAACUGAAGGGUGAUUGUGUCUCCCAGAAUUUUGCAAUGAAACGGUAUGAACCAGCUGCAGAAAUAAGCCAAGUUGUUGGAGACCUCUGGAACAGAUUUCAAAGAAGAUCCUUCAUAUUACCCCACCGACCAGUUAAUUUUGUUAGCUCAAGUUCUCGAACCCAGCAACUCCCUUUAUACACAGGCUGUGCUGGUGCUGAGAAUGUUGACGACCUAGACAACCAAAAUGUAGAUGUAAUUAUACGCAGCAGAGUUCGAAGUGCCAAGCCACAUUAUGUGAAAUCUUCCUACAAGCCAAACACCUUUGGAUAUACUGGCAAAGUACAUUGGUCAGCCACCCAACCAGUACAUUCCAAUCUUCCACCAAUAUCACCAUCAGUAAUGUCACAAAUGUAUGGGGUGAUAGCUACACAUGGACAGCCAUCUGAAUUUCCACAUUGGGGGCCAUUGUCACAGAUCAUUACUCCCACUGAACCUCAAAAUUCUUUCAAUAAGAAAGAAAAAGAUCGAAUCACAACUUGA